Molecule: messenger RNA, 1972 nt
Organism: Cyprinodon tularosa
Lineage: Eukaryota; Metazoa; Chordata; Actinopteri; Cyprinodontiformes; Cyprinodontidae
Product: coagulation factor VII
Exons: 10
Coding region: 65-1552 (495 amino acids)
Biological process (GO): proteolysis; blood coagulation
Cellular component (GO): extracellular region
Molecular function (GO): calcium ion binding; serine-type endopeptidase activity
Source: RefSeq, a predicted model, not a curated record
GUUAAAAGUCGAUCGAUCAGCUGGACCUUCAUUUUACCUGCAGACAGACGCUGAUGAGACAGACAUGUUGUCCCUGCUGUGGACUCCUGGCUUCCUGCUGAGCUGCUUCUUGAUGACCCAGUGUUCAGUCUUCCUCGACCAGCCUUCUGCCCUGCAAGUGCUCCAGUCCUCCAAUAGGAGGCGUCGUGCCAACUCCGUCGCCCUGGAAGAGAUGCUACCAGGAAACCUGGAGAGGGAAUGCUACGAAGAGCGCUGCUCCCAAGAAGAGGCAGCUGAGAUCUUCCAGACCCACGAAACCACAAUGGAGUUUUGGUACAGAUACAGAAAUCUGAACCCCUGUCAGACCAACCCCUGCCUUAACGGAGGCAUCUGCACUCAGGACAGAGAGGACUUUCUGUGCCUGUGUCCUCCAAGGUUCCACGGCAAGACCUGCGACUCAGAGGUGUCAGAGUGUCGCUAUAGAAAUGGCGAGUGCCUGCAGUACUGUAAAGACCUGCCAGGGGGCGCAGGUGUUCAGUGUGGCUGUGCUGAUGGAUUUAAAUUAGAUACUAAUAGAGAGAGCUGCACACCAACAGUGAAGUUUCCCUGUGGCCGCCAGCAGAUGGCAGCAUUGUCCUACACUCGCUCCCUGUUCGAUCUCUCUGAAGACACCAACUUUACCCUUCCAAUGGAUGUCCUAGACCACAAUAGCACACAUGCUGAAGUUCGAGGACACAACGUAACAGAGGCAUCAGAAGAGUUCAUGACAACAAACUCAACAUUAAGGGGUAUCGGUGGAAACCAAACUGAGCUUGGGGGACAAGAGGAGGAAGAUCUAUCUCCUCGUAUUGUCGGAGGAAACCUGGAGUCCAGAGGAGGGAGUCCCUGGCAGGUUUUGAUCCACAGGUCAGAUGGGUUUGGAUUCUGUGGAGGGACUCUGGUUACAGAUCGAUGGGUUGUUUCCGCAGCCCACUGCUUCGUGGACUCUGCAGACCAUGUUACUGUAGGCAACAUUGAUAAAAAACGCCCUGAUCCAGGCGAGCAGAAAAUAAAGAUCCAGGAGAUCAUCGUCCAUCCUCAUUUCCACUCUUUCACCUUCGACAGCGACAUUGCCCUUCUCUACCUGGCUGAGCCCGUUAUCAGGGGCCCAACAGCAGUACCCGCCUGCCUACCAGACCCCCACCUAUCUGAGUACCUACUGAGGGACAACACCCGGGGCAUGGUGACGGGGUGGGGAGCCACUCAGUACCUUGGAAAAUCUUCCCGCUUUCUGAGGAAGGUGACCCUGCCAGUGGUGAGCUAUCAGGCGUGUUCUGCGUCCACUGAACAGGUGAUCACAGACAACAUGUUCUGUGCAGGUUACCUUGAAACCAGCAUGGAUGCCUGCAGUGGAGACAGCGGCGGUCCAUUUGUGGUCAACUACAGAGGAACCUGGUUUCUGACCGGGAUUGUGAGCUGGGGAGAGAAAUGUGCUGCUAAGGGGAAAUAUGGAGUUUACACCAGAUUAGGAAACUUCCUGAGCUGGAUGAGAGAAACCAUGCAGAAAGUAGGCCAAAAUGGAACUCGGACCUGAUGAGAGCCAAGUUUUAAGCAUGACCAUUCUAAGACAAUCCUUAUCGGCCUGAAAGAAUGUGCAGGAAACAAACUCUGAGGUUCCUGUAGGAUUAGAAUAAAGUCAGAGCUUUAAGGCAGAACAUCAACAGAAUUUAGUGAAAUCUGUCACAUUACUUUAAUACUGGUAUUUUAUUUUAUUUUCAGAGACAGAAAAGGUUUUCAGCUAGUCUUGAAUCUAUUUUUCAUAGUGGUUUGAGUCUAUUUUGAUGUUAAAAGAAAAUGUAGAAUCCAGAUUCAAACCCAAUUAUGUUGCAACAGUUAUUAGAAAUGCAUUAAAACAAACUUUAAAGAAGGAAGACUGGUUAUUUUCCACCGGCAGCUGGAUAGUCAGGGUCCACUGUCACACAAAGCUGCACUCAGUCAGCACUCAGAACAAACA